Molecule: messenger RNA, 4058 nt
Organism: Danio rerio (zebrafish)
Lineage: Eukaryota; Metazoa; Chordata; Actinopteri; Cypriniformes; Danionidae
Source: RefSeq, a predicted model, not a curated record
CAUUGACGUCAAUCGUUGUUUGUGAUUGGUCAUAACCUUUUCCGGUGAGGCGUCCAUCCAUCCAAGGACUGUGAGAAAAUCAGUGUAAACGGAGUAAAGCACGUCGACAAACUCCUCGAAGCGACUCAGCAGGUCAUCAUGGCGUCCAGCAGUACGAGCAGUGAAGAAGAGAGGAGCUUGCGGGAGUGUGAGCGCUACGUGCAGAAGCACAACAUCCAGCAGCUGCUGAAGGACUGCAUUGUGCAGCUGUGCACCGCCAGGCCUGAAAGACCCAUGGCUUACCUCAGAGACUACUUCGAGAAGCUUGAGUUGGAGGAGGCUAAACAGAUGGUGAGCCAGCAGAAGUCCAGCUCUCGCUCAGAUUCUCGGGAAGAUGAGGUCUCUCCUCCUAUGAACCCUGUGGUUAAAGGCCGACGGCGCCGUGGUGCCAUCAGUGCAGAGGUCUACACUGAGGAGGACGCCACUUCUUAUGUCAGAAAGGUCAUUCCUAAAGACUACAAAACUAUGGCUGCCCUUGCUAAAGCAAUUGAAAAGAAUGUUCUUUUUGCUCAUCUUGACGACAAUGAAAGAAGUGACAUAUUUGACGCCAUGUUCUCAGUCACCUACAUUGCAGGGGAGACUGUCAUUCAGCAAGGGGAUGAAGGAGAUAAUUUUUACGUUAUUGAUCAAGGUGAAAUGGAUGUGUAUGUGAACAAUGAGUGGGUGACCAGUAUUGGAGAAGGUGGCAGUUUUGGUGAACUGGCUUUAAUCUACGGCACUCCUAGAGCAGCCACUGUCAGAGCAAAGACCAAUGUCAAGCUGUGGGGCAUUGACAGAGACAGCUACAGGAGAAUACUCAUGGGAAGUACUUUAAGAAAGAGGAAAAUGUAUGAGGAAUUCCUUAGCAAGGUGUCCAUUUUGGAGUCUCUGGAUAAAUGGGAACGAUUGACAGUCGCUGAUGCACUUGAGACAGUCCAGUUUGAAGAUGGCCAGAAGAUUGUGGUGCAGGGUCAACCAGGAGAUGAGUUCUUCAUAAUUCUUGAGGGCUCGGCUGCGGUCUUGCAACGGCGGUCGGAGAAUGAAGAAUUUGUGGAGGUUGGAAGACUCGCACCGUCUGACUACUUCGGAGAGAUCGCUCUGCUCAUGAACCGUCCUCGUGCUGCCACCGUGGUUGCCCGCGGCCCGCUGAAGUGUGUAAAACUCGACCGUCCUCGGUUCGAGCGUGUGCUCGGCCCCUGCUCAGAUAUCCUGAAGAGAAACAUCCAGCAGUACAACAGCUUCGUAUCUCUGUCGGUCUGAGGCGCUCGCCAGGCUCUUUCCUCCUCUAUUGCAGGGUCCACCAAUGCAAAUCCGCUUUAUUUUCGUACUUUUCUUUAUGCAUUUUUCCAACACCCAGGUGCCCAUUUACUUCAGUGUUCUCUCUCUGUCUGUUUUUCGAUUCGUGCCGUACCCUGUCGCGUCCGUGUCCAUCAUAGACUCACCGUAAGGCCGAUUGUUAGUUUUGCCUGAGAAACGAGCCAAUCAUUGUGCCACAGAUGCCUGUCACCUGAACAGAUGUUGAAAUAACAAGGUCUAUUGGGAUGUUUAUUUGUUCCACUUGCCUCCAGAUUGCUUCACAUUUCUGCAUAACAGUGUUGGAAGGAAAAUAGUGGCAGGAUGUAGUGUAUCUACUCAGUAUAUGAUGAUGCAUCUUAAUUGAAUCAUCGCGUUUCACAUUCAGUUUUCCCUCAUUUAUUUCCAGCGUUUAAUAUAGGGAAGCCAAAGGCAUAAAUCCAUGUUGUUUUUUGGGGGGAACUGAAGUUAAAACAUCACCGUGUUUUUCACGGUGAUCAGCUUUGCUCUUUUAUUGGUAUAGCUGCACAUAUAUAGUGUAUUUAUAUGAUUAUAUAUUACAAGUAAAUGACCAUAACCAUAUUUUUUGCACAGUUUAUUGUUUAUAUAUAUAUAUAUAUAUAUAUAUAUAUAUAUAUAUAUAUAUAUAUAUAUAUAUAUAUAUAUAUAUAUGAAAACAUGUUCUAUGCGCCUGCUGUUUUUCAUUGUGGCAUUGGAUCCCAUUGCAUUGGGUUUUUCAUGUGUUUUUGGAUGUUUUGUUCUGCUUUCAUUCAUGCUACACACAGCUUGCAAUGGACUCUUAUGUUGAGCAGAUCAAGAUGACUCGAAUCUGCUUUCACGUCUUCUUCUUUCUUAAAAACUGCUUAUAUUUGUUUGUUUCCCCCACAAUGUUUUUAUGGUGGGAGUAUAUAUUUGUUUAAUUGUUCAGAAAUGUAAUGGUUAAUGCAAUCUGAAUCUUUGUUAAGAGAGAAUUCGACAGGAAGUGAGUGUUUGGUGACCUCCUUGGCCAACUGAGAUCCAUUAGGUUGUUUUUUUUCUAUGUGAGUUUGUGUGAACUGCUUCGUUUUUCCCGUUUAUUUCUUCUUUCUUUGAUGUUUUAAAUUUUUAAAUCAAAAUAUUCUGUGCAGGACUAAGAAGAAUAGUUUUCAUAUGAUCAGUGUCCUGUUUAGAUGGAGAUUUCAAUUUUUCAGCUUCUAGUUUAAUGAAAGUCUUAAAACAGGGACAGUAUUUACCGUUUAUGGUGUCUGUAUGCCAUUAGGGAAGGGAUCCAUCAAAUGUUUGGGAUUAAAUUCCCGAUCCACUGCCGCCACCAAUUUAAUCAUUGAUCAGAAUAUUGUUCUUAGGGUUCUCUGAGUUUUACCAGGUGGUUCAAUAGUGUUAACAGUUGCUGAAGGUAGAUUUUAAUCAUUGUCACUCAGAGAUACUCUUGUAUUAUUUGAAUAUAUUUGAUGUGAGUUUUCAUUUUGUGUAUUUGUUUCCUGCACAUCUUGUGUUAUGUAAUUAUGCAGAUGUCCGAUUCCUUUAUACCACACAGACUCAUGAUAUUGGAAGCAAGUUUAGGUUUUGAAAAGUGCCUGAUUUCUUUACUCUCAUACCGCAUAGCUAAUCUCUCGCAGUAAUUUUCCCUCUGAUAUAUUCAUACACCAUACUUGUGUCCUGUAUUAUUUAUAAACAAUAAUAUUUUGUUUCAUUGAUAUAUCCAAAUUCUCUUUUGCAAUGUAUUUUAUUCAGACUUAAAGCUCCAGUAAAUAAAAAGUUUGCACAGAACUGUCUCACAAUUGCUGUUAAUUAAAGAGAGUUGCACGUGAACAACUUUAUUUAGUGUAUUUUUAUUUGUCUCCUCUACAUGGGACAGUUGUUUUCUUUUUAUUUUCUGACACUUGUUUUUAGGGACUGUCGGUGCAGCGUGCAUGAAAAUGUUUCUGACAUCCACAAAAUUCUGCCCCAGACUGGAUUGGAAUUUAAAAUCAGUCAAAUAAUGGUGCUGUAGCUUUCAAAACAGAUUUUGCACCCUUAAUUUCAUGGGAUGUGACCUUUCAAAAAGCCUUUUGAUUAACUGUUUCAACUGUCUUUUUAAUGAGUGGAUUAUGGCUUAUAAUGGGGUUUAAUUAAAUGUGUUUAAAUUGAUAUUACUACAGCAUGAGUUCUUAAUAAUGAACUGUGAACCCCUUUGAUAGGCUAAAUACUCUACAUGUUAUCGCUCAUUUAUGUUUAACUUCAUUUGGCAGUGCGGAAUUGACAAAGGAAGCAUAAAUAUUUUGAUGGUUUCUGUAAAAUGCAUAAAUAAAAACCCUUUUAUAAAUAUGAUUUAGUUCCACCACAUUUUCUGCUUGCUACACCCUGUUUCUUGAAGAACAUUCAGCGGUACACUGGAAAUGUGUUUGUAUUAGCAACCUUUACCUUUGUUAAAAUUUGUUUUCAGUAGCUUGCUUUUCUUGCCCUGGUUGUGACUGCCGGUGGUGUUUUCUUCUGGAGCUUUCAGUAAAUCUGUGUUCUAGUAUGUACAGAGGAUUGAUAUAUAUUUGCUUAUAAGCUUUGCCUUCAGGGCUUAGAGACUCCUGUUCACCCAUUCUUCAGUACAUUAAACCCUCAAUACAGAGAGUUGUAAAAUGUCAGAGGACCAUUUUCUAUUAUUCUUUUUCUAUAACUGUAUCCGGUUUGAUUUCAUUGGAUGUGCUCAAGUUGUAAACCUUUUGGUAUAGAUUGUCCCAAUGGCAGGUCAAGCAAUAAAAUGAUUAAUUCUUGAA